Molecule: messenger RNA, 1344 nt
Organism: Penicillium angulare
Lineage: Eukaryota; Fungi; Ascomycota; Eurotiomycetes; Eurotiales; Aspergillaceae
Exons: 6
Coding region: 1-1344 (447 amino acids)
Biological process (GO): glycerol catabolic process
Cellular component (GO): cytosol
Molecular function (GO): glycerone kinase activity
Source: RefSeq, a predicted model, not a curated record
AUGGCUACGAAGCAUUUCAUUAAUGACGGGACGACCCUUGUCCAAGAUGCUUUGCAUGGAUUGGCUCUAUCAAGCCCAUUGUUGCCUUAUGAUGAAGAAGUCAAAGGUGAUGUGUUGCACGUCCAUCUAGCUGCUGAAAAGGCCCGGCUUGCUGGCUUUGACACUGCCGUACUGGUCGUCGGUGAUGAUGUGGCAGUCGGCCGACGCAAGAGUGGCAAGGUUGGAAGACGGGGUCUUGCAGGUACAGUACUUGUUGGGAAGGUCCUUGGAGCUCUUGCCAAGCAAGGGAAGAUGAAUCUUAAGGAGCUGUACCAAGCUGGCGAAGAUGUGGUCAACAACCUGGCCACUAUUGAGAAUGUGGAUCAGGUUGAAGUCGGCAUGGGUAUCCAUAAUGAGCCAGGAUGCCAUGUGAUCAAGCCACAGCCAGCCACUUGGGAACUAGUAAACCAGAUGCUCGACAAACUCUUGGAUGCCAGCGACUCAGACCGGGCCUACGUAUCAAUCUCCAAUGAUGAGGACAUAUGCCUGAUGGUGAAGAAUCUGGGAGGAGCAUCGAACAUCGAGUUUUCAGCCAUCACAAAAAUCGUGGUUCAACAACUUGAGCUUCGAGACUACAAGCCUGUGGGGAUUUUCUCUGGCAGCUUCAUGACUAGUCUGGAUGGAAAGGCGUUCAGCAUCACGCUUUUAAAGGCUAGCUCUCAGAUACUCAAAGCCUUAGAUGCUCCCGCCUCAGCUCCAGGUUGGAAAGUCAUGCUGAGGCUUCCAGAAGAUCAUUUUCAAACACAGAAUCGAUUGCAGGUGAAUCUUGAUACCAGCAAAGCAGAAAUGUCAACCAGGUUAACAUCUCAACUGAAAGUGAAUGAGAAAGACUUGACAGCAUCCCUUAAGCGUGCUUGUGACGGUCUAAUUACAGCCAAAACGGAAAUCGAUCGACUCGACUCGGCAAUGGGAGAUAGUGAUUGUGGCUCUACCCUUGCAAGAACCGCUCGUGCAAUUCUCCAAGAAAUAGUCAACAAUGAUCAGUUGCCAGAAGAGCAUAUUGUCGAGCGUGCAGAAUGGAUUGAAGCUUCUGUCAAUGCCCUUAAUGCUGUGCGCCAAGCCACACCAGCCCGUGUAGGUGACCGCACUAUGAUGGACGCUUUGGAACCGUUCAUAUCAUCUCUGCAAAACGGUAGAUCGGUAGCUCUAGCCAUCGAUGCGGCCCGUAAGGGGCGUGUCAACACAAAGGGGAUGUCUGCAUCUCUUGGACGCGCUGUCUAUGUACCCGAGGCAGAGUGGUUCAAGGUUCCCGAUCCUGGGGCAAUGGGUCUGGUGUGCCUUUUGGAAGGCUUGCUGGGUCUUUGA